Molecule: messenger RNA, 2052 nt
Organism: Arachis ipaensis
Lineage: Eukaryota; Viridiplantae; Streptophyta; Magnoliopsida; Fabales; Fabaceae
Source: RefSeq, a predicted model, not a curated record
AUGGUAGCUCUCCUCGUAGUGGUUAGUUUUGGGUUAGAAGGUUUAGGUCUUGGUAGUCUGUUGAUGGUUGAAAAGAGGCAAUGUGUGUUGAGACUAGGGAUUAGCAUCACUGUGAAAUACGGAGGAGAAACAACAGUGAUAGAAGAGAUUGAUGGUGAUCGGUGGUCCGUAUUUGAAGCUUAUGUGGAGCUAAAGCACUUUGGUUACGUGGAGGAGAAUAUCCCAUCAUUGUGGUUCAAGGAUUCGACACAUGAAGACAUGGAGAAAAAUUUGAAGUUGUUUAAAAGUGAUGCGGAUUCCAUUGUCAUGUGUAAAAUAGCAGAGUUGAGAGACUAUGUAGAGUUGUAUGUUGUCUACAAGGUUGAGGAGGAAGACGUGUUUCCUGCUGCUGGCUACAUUGAUGUUGGGGAGAAAGAUGGGAUGGUUGACAUAAGUGAGGGGCAAGAUCUGAGGGACAAUGAAGUUAAUCAGGAAGUUGAGUGUGGUAAUUCUAGUGACAGUGACAGUCUCGAUUCAGAGUAUAAACCAUCUGGAGAAGAGGACGACAGUGAAUAUGAUUUGCACUUUAUCGACAGUGAUGAUGAGCUUGAUCCUGAUGUAAGUGGGUUUCAAGAUGUGAAUGUCAUGAAUAAAAAACGCAGGGCUGUGAAAAAGAAGGGUGUAGCAAAUGAGGACUUUGAAAAUGAUGAGGGAGGAAACAUGUAUGCAUCUCGGGAGGAGUUCAAGGACACUGUGACUGCUUAUGCUGUGCAUACCGCAAGGGCAAUCAGGUUUAGGAAGUGUGAUCUGAAGAGGGUUAGGGUUGUGUGUUCGGGAGAUUGUCCUUUUUGGUUGUAUGCUGCAAAAAUCGGAGAUGAGGAUACUUGGCAGCUCCGCAGCAUGAAUUUGACUCACACAUAUACACAAGCACAUAGGGUGGGGAUUUUACACUCGAAAUGGAUCGACAAGGUGUUUAAGAAGAAGGUUGAAGCAAAUCCCAAGGUGAAGAUAAGGGAGUUGGUUUCAAAGGCACAAAAAAAGUGGAACUUGACUGUCACUAAGUCAUUGGAGCUCUUGAGGGCAAAUCCAGGCUCCUCUGUUCACAUACAAGUGCAGAGGUCCCCAGAUCUUGAUAAUGAAGCACCAGCCUCAUCCAUGACCAAUUACUGCAUCUUCCAGAGGAUCUACGUGUGCUUGGAAGCAUGCAAGCAGAGCUUCCAGCAUUGCAGGUCCUUCAUUGGUGUAAAUGAGGCCGAGACCAAGGACUCAUGGACUUGGUUUCUAACUCAUCUUGCAUCUGAUAUUGGGCUUGAGAAGAUGGGAAGAUCCACCUUCAUGUCUGACCAACAGAAAGGUUUGUUGCCAGCAUACGACGAUGUUAUACCAGGAGUGGACAAUCGCUUCUGUGUGAGACACUUAUACAGCAACUUCAGGAAAAGGUUUCCAGGGUUACAAUUGAAGCAACUGAUGUGGAAGUGUGCUAAGCGACUCAUUAGAAGGAUUGGGAGAGAUACACUGGUUAACAACAUGCCUGAGAGCUUUAAUUCUGCCAUAGUUGAUGCUAGAGAGAAGCCUAUAGUUACGAUGUUAGAGGAGAUCAGGGUUAAACUAAUGACUAGGUGGGCAGAAAAUAGGAAACUUGCACAGAAUUAUUCAGGGACAAUCUUACCUAAGAUUAGAAUCAGGUUGGAGAAGAGGUCUAGAAUGUGGCAGAUGAGUGGCAUACCUUGUGUCCAUGCUAUUAGUUGUAUCAAAUUCAAGGGGCUUGAAUUGGAACCUUUUGUGGAUGGCUGUUAUAAGAAAGAAGCGUACUCGAGGUGCUAUGAGUCAGUCAUACACCCCUUGAACGGACCAGAUCUUUGGGAGAGAACAGCACAUCCUGAUGUUAUGCCACCCCCCUAUAGAAGGCCUAGUCGCAGGCCAGUGAAAAAGAGGAGAUCAGCUGCUGGAGAUGAAGAACAGAGCAGCCGCACUCACUUGUCAAGGAAGGGGAAGAAACAAAGGUGCUCUAUAUGUGGAUCUGUUGGACACAACAAAAGCAGAUGCCCUAAACCUAUUGAGAAUUUGGUAUGA